AUGGAGGAGUAUCGAGCGGAAUUGGCAAAGAAAAAGGAGGAGAAACGACUGGAGCGAGAGCGAGCUAGAGCCGAGAAAGGAAGAAAGAAUCAGCAAGGCAAGGGGAGUCAAACUCCAGGCGGUGUUGGAUCUCAAACAUCGCAUUCAUCUCAAUCUCAAUCGCAUUCAGACUCCAAUGCGCCUUUUACGAUUGAGGACUAUGAACUGAUUUGUUUGUAUCUGGAGGUUCCUGAGAAUUAUUCAAAGCUUUACGGUAGCGGCGAUCAAACGGAUGUUGGACCUCAACCACUUACUAAAACGGCGGCAUACAAGAUGUUUGCGAUCUACAUGAAUAGUAACUGCGACAAGCGAUAUAAGCUCACUGGUGCUCAGCUUCGACAACGAUUAGAUCGAUACAAGAAGAAAUUUGCGGAGGCAAAGAAGUUUGCGGAAAAUACCGGAGCAGGGAUAGAGGAAGAGCAUGGAAUUUCAUCGCUUCGGGAGUUACUCAACGACAAGUGUCCUUGCUACGAACGCAUGGAUGUGAUUUUUGGUGCGAAGCCAAACGUGACUCCUUGUAUGCAAUACGACUCGGUUAAUGGUUCAAAUCUCUACGGGAGCUCGGACGGAAGCUCUCCAGAGAUAGUUUAUUCGGGUUGGGAGGAAUCACAGCGCGACGGUCAGGAGUCGAGUAUGCACGACGAUGAUGAGACUGGUAUGCGGAACGGAGAGGAGACGAGUAUGCGCGAAGGUGAGGAGACGACUAUGCGUGACGGAGAUGAUAAUACGACUCCGGGUGGCCAAGGAAUCCCAGACUUCGGGGCAGAGCUUCCGGCAGAUCUCCUUGGGCUGAACUCAUCGGGAGUUGAGCCUGCCGAGAGGGCUAUGGCAUCGUUGCAGGUGUCCCCUUUGGGCGAUUCAUUAGGCCUCAAUCUCGCAAAUCAAUCAGACGCUUCAUCGACUCAUCGUCUCUCUUCAUCCACUCAUCGUCGUUCACCAUCUCGGGUUCCCUCGUCGUCGACCAAUAGAAGUAGUACCAGAGAAUCUAAUGCCGAGAAGACGACCAACGGUAACACCCGAUUGCGAAAUGUUCUCACACCUGAUAACGAAGGGCCUCCCAGAAGUCAAUCACAAGGGAGUCAGGCCAAAUCGACGCUCGCAGGUGCCUUUGAAAGGACCACCGACGCCAAACUGGGUCAGUUUCAGAGCCAAGUAGAAAGGCAGAUGAAUUGGGAGCGAGAGAAGUUCGAGCUUCAAAAAGCAAAGGAUCAACUCGAUCACGAACGACAGGCGCGUCUCGAGGAAGCACGAGACGCUCGUGCGGCACAAAGGGAAGAGGAUCGUUGGAAGCAAGAGAUCGAAAGAGAUCAGCGGCGAUUUGAUCGAGAGUAUCAGAUGGAUUGCAACCGAUUGAACUGGGAAAGGGAAAAAUUCAACUCGGAACGUCAGGAGCGAGUUGGGCGAUUACAACUCUUAAACCUUUGGACGACUCAGGGGAAAACUAUUGAAGAGAUUGAACGGAUGAUGAGAUUAGCCUAG
Molecule: messenger RNA, 1518 nt
Organism: Puccinia graminis f. sp. tritici CRL 75-36-700-3
Lineage: Eukaryota; Fungi; Basidiomycota; Pucciniomycetes; Pucciniales; Pucciniaceae
Exons: 1
Coding region: 1-1518 (505 amino acids)
Source: RefSeq, a predicted model, not a curated record